CUCUUGCUUUCCCCCCCCUGUUUCUCUGUCUUCGUACUUUCCUUCUUUCAUCAAUCUUCAUCACUCGCACUCACUGUGAACCCUGGCGGUCACACACGUGUCUUUUCAUAGCGUUCUUCGUCUACUCCAUCGCUGUCUCGCCUUUGUACGGCCAGAGCAUACAAGCCCGCGAGAGUCCACCGCCACUCUACCAAUCCACCCCCACAUCGCUCACCAUGCAUUUCUCUCCGGCCGUCCUCACCCUUCUCUCCCUCGGUCUUGCCAACACGGCAACCGCAGUACCCCUUCGCUCUACGGCGAACGGUCAUCAGAAUCCUCAAGCUGUCCUGGCAGCUCGAGCAUUCCCUGCUGCUCAGGAUCACAUCAUUCAGCACCUCGCUGCCAGAGACCAGGUCCCCGAGGCCGUUCACAAAGCCCUCAAGCAGCUCAACACUCGUCAGACAGAUGUGAUGCAACAGGCCUCCGUCGUAGUGGCCCGUUAUGCUCACAUGCCGCAGAGCGAUGAGCGUACUCGACUCGUCGUUCGCGACCUGGAGCGUCGUGGUAUUCUGGACCAGCUAAUAUCUUCUUUGAAGGAGCUGGUGGACACUCUGCUUGGCCAGCGCGUAUCGCAGCCUCCAAGCAAGCGUCAAGCAGGCAACGUCGGCUCGGUGGUCCAAGAGAUCCUCUGCCUCUUGCAGCAGCUUCUCGGCAACGGCACCGAUCAAUGCAAUUCGGACGACGAUGCCGCCCCUACCAGCAGUGCAGGUGCAAAGAAGAGCAAGGCAACCAAGGGUGCCUCCAAAGCUUCUUCCUCAAACUCGACUUCUGUCGAUGAUGACGACGACAAGCCUGCCUCGGCUUCGUUGGUGCCUGAGGACCAGAUGACUUCUGCCACCGCUACCGGCACUGCUUCGUCUUCCUCUGCGUCUGCAACCGCGGAGAAGAAACAGAAGGAUUCGGAGAAGAGUGGCAAGGGCAAGCAGGCUGCUGCUUCAAGCAGUGCUGAUUCCAGCCCUUCGCCCAAUGCCACUGGUAGCGCCCAAGCUGCCGCCGCGACGGGCAACUCGACCUCGACUGACAGCACCGCCCAGAGCGCUACUGGCUCUGAUGACGGUCCCAGCGCUGCGAGCGCAACGCUUGCCCGUCAGACCAACACCCAACUCGACCGAAGGGACGCGAUGGACCUGGCUCCUCGUCAAUCCGGUGUCACUGGUCUACUGACAGUGCUUAGGAUGCUGCUCGACGCUCUCCUCAACACCUUGUUGCCCAUGUCUACCCGCAGCGAGGACCCAUCCUCGUCAGCUUCGGCUCAGAGCGCCGCGGUUACGGGCAAAGACUGCCCACCCCCUGGCACGCCAAAUGACGGUCAAUACCGACCUGGAUGCCCAGGCUACGGUCGACGUGACCUGGGCGAGCGAGACACCAUCGGCGACUUGCUCGACACUGUUAUGCCCAUCGUCGAGUCUCUCAUCAGCGCCCUCACAAAUCAAGAUGGCGUCGGCGCUGCGACUGCAGGCGCUUCGAAGAGCGCAGCGACCAGCACCGACGACUCCGAUGCGGCCCCGUCCUCAUCGAAGAACAAGACUUUCUCGAGGCGGAUGGCUUCAUGCACGGCGUCCAGAACAUGCAAGCGCGAAGCGUCGAAGAGGUGGCCGAGCUAGCGGGCAACAUGCUCACUCGCCGAGCAGAUCUCCAACCAGUUUGGUCCGAGCUCAAAAAGAUUGGAGACGAAGAGUGGAAGCAUGCAGCGGGAGCAGCAGGUAAGCAAAGACGAGAUGCGGGCAGCGAUUUCGCGCCCGUUUGGUCGGCUUUCUCCGACAUGAUCGAUGAUGCGCUCAACAAGGAUGGUAAGGAUGCAUCUGCUGCCCAACAAGCUGCCGGUGCCAAGUCCAGACGUGGCU
Molecule: messenger RNA, 1883 nt
Organism: Ceraceosorus guamensis
Lineage: Eukaryota; Fungi; Basidiomycota; Exobasidiomycetes; Ceraceosorales; Ceraceosoraceae
Exons: 3
Coding region: 216-1643 (475 amino acids)
Source: RefSeq, a predicted model, not a curated record